CUCCAUUUGAGCCCCAUCUUGAGCGAGGGGAGUGAGCAGUUUGAAAUUCAGCUCCUUCGGCGGCGCAGAGGAACGGAGCGUGCGCGGCGCUUUUCAGAAAAGGGGGAAAGGAGCCCGGCCGCUCCGCCUCGCUGCCACCUGGCUCUGCAGUCGGGGAAACUGCUUUGGCGGCACGGAGCAAGCGACCCCGCCGCGUCUAGGAGGCCCGCCCGCCUGAGGGGGCCGCUGUGACCGGACUCGUUCUCGUCCCCUCUUUUCUCUCCUCCCCAGAAGAUGAUGCGUCUGGUGCUGAUCUCCAGGUAGAGCGGGGAGGCAGGGCGGCCUGCGCCUCAGGGACGCCUCGCCGGCUGCCGCCGCCGCCGCCGCCCCUCUCCGAAAGCUUGCGGACGGAUCAGCGGCGUUGGCCCGCCUUGGGAAUCCCGGGUCUGGCCGGAAGCCCGGCAGCGGAGCGGCUUGAGUGAUAGCGCCACCCCGGCCGCGCAACCCGAGAACGGCUGUGAAAGGAACCUCAGCUGCCAAAGGGGACAGCGGAACUCGCGGAGAGGCGAGAGGAGGAGGAGGAGGAGGAGGUGGCGGCACCGCCGCCGCCUGCCCGCCAAGGCGCCCGCCGCUUUACUCAAGGGGAGGAAGAGGAGGAGCUCGGCCACCGCCCCCCUUCCCUUUUUGCCUCGUCUCCAACCCCAGGCCUGGUGACCGCCUGCUGAGCCCGGACUGCGUCGGGAGGCCGGAGGAAUGUGCGAGACGGCCAGCGACUGCGCCGUAGAGAGAACGUGAUCUCCUCCUCCUCCUCCUCGUCCUCGCUACGCCCGGCCAGGCUCGUGUGGUGGCCAGCUCGGACCCCUUUCAAGGUCCUCACCUAGUUUUCGUCGACUCCGGCGAGGGCAGGUGGGCGGAACCCGCGUCUCUCUCGCGAAGGAACCAUGUCCAAGAUGCCGGCCAAGAAAAAAAGCUGUUUCCAGAUCACAAGUGUGACGACGGCCCAGGUGGCUAGCAGCAUCACGGAGGACACCGAGAGUUUGGACGACCCGGAUGAAUCCCGCACCGAGGAUGUUUCAUCAGAGAUUUUCGAUGUGUCCCGUGCUACCGACUAUGGACCUGAAGAUGUGUGUGAGCGCAGCUCCUCUGAGGAAACUCUCAACAAUGUGGGUGAUGCUGAGACUCCAGGGACAGUCUCUCCCAAUUUGCUUCUGGAUGGCCAAGUUGCUGCUGCUGCUGUUGCUGCAGCUUCUGGAGGGAUACAGCCGCCGCCUUCUCCUGCUGUGCCUGUUGCCAAUGGAGGAGCGGUUCCCAGGAGCACUGUGAUGCCUUCAGCGACUGCCAGCCAAGCCUGCUCAGUAGCGACAGGAGGCAGCAGUGUGCAACCAGCUGCUGGUCCGCCAGCCAUGCCUCUAACAGCUGCUGCCGCAUGCAGUUCUCGCUUCAGAGUGAUCAAGCUAGACCAUGGUACUGGAGAGCCGUUUAGACGGGGACGAUGGACGUGUAUGGAAUACUAUGAUCGGGACUCGGAUGGUGGGACUGUGUUAGCCAGGACUGGUGAUUGCAUUAGACACAACAGUACUUUCGAACAAGUUGUUCAAGAUAGGGACAGUGGCUUAGGUGCUACUGGUAGUUCGUUGAUUGUCUCAGGUGUGGCAACUUCUGUGCAUGGCCCUGACUCCUUAGCUGACAGUUCUGUUACUGCUGUUUCACAGUUACUCCAGCCAGAGAAAAUAAACCAGCCCUCUCCACAGCAGCCUAAUUUUGUUAUUGGCCAGCAGCCUCACAGUAAUGCUCAGCCAAUCUAUUCAGGAGCCACAGUAGCAGGCCAGCAGGUGAUGGGGCCUCUGUUGCAGACACAGGUAAAUGCACAGAGCAUGGGGCCAGCUGGGCCUAAUGGGAAAGGCUUACCAUCUACGAAUGUAGCAAUAGCUCAGCCAGGUUUGCCUAUGCCACAACAGCAAGCAAAUGUACCAGUGGCACAGACUCAGCAGUUUGCUUACUCUCAGUCACAGAUGACACCAGUACACAUGGUGUCAGCCCAGACUCCUGGUCAGCCAGAUUACAUUCAGCAUAUGACAGUAAUGCAGUCUCAAGGAACUACACAACAGGCUGCUUCUGGCUCAGUCACAGGCACUGGAGCUUCCAGUCUUCCAGCAGCACAGGUAGUUGGUCAGAAUCCUCCACCUCUAGCACCAGUGAUGGGAGUUGCUUCACCAGCAGGCGAAACAAUAGGACAGGGAUCUGGGCUAAUGCAGGGUGGCCUGACAACUCCACUUCAGACUGUAAUUUCUCAACCAGGAGGUGUGGUACAGCAAGGCAUUGGACAUGCAGGGGCUGUUCAACAGAAAUCCAUGACUCAGCAGCAAAUGGGUGGAAGCAGUCAAGUGGCUGGUACUCCACACAGUAUAGUCUCCGGAGUUCAGAAUGUGCCUGUAGCUGUACCUGGUACUACUGUGCCUAAUGUGUCUACAACUUCUGUUACUAUGCCAAAUGCCUCUGUUACUUUAGUCCAAUCUCAGCUGACCAGCCAUACAACUGUCAGUAGAAGUUCCAGUGUUGUCCAGCAACAUAUUGGCCUUCCAUUAAUGCAAGGCACAAGCAGCGUACCUACGAAUAUACCACAAUCUAACAUUGGACAAUUUCAGACACAGCCUUUAGGCCAGAUUGAUGAUACUAGAAGAAAAUCUGAACCCCUACCUCAACCACCACUUUCUCUUGUUGCUGAAAACAAACUUCAUGUGAAGCCACCUAUUCCGGACAGUUUAACAAACCCUCUUAAUUUACCUGCAACUACUCCUAUGAACAGUCUUGCCAGCACUGUCUUUGGCAUAUCUAUUCCUGUUGAUGGUGAUGAAGACAGGAAUCCUUCAACUACUUUCUACCAAGUGUUUCAUUCGAACAAGUUACAGGAAUCAAAGAACCUCUGGGAUAGUGCAUCUGGUGGGAGUGUUGUAGCCAUUGAUAACAAAAUAGAACAGGCAAUGGAUCUGGUGAAAAGCCAUUUGAUGUAUGCAGUCAGAGAAGAAGUGGAAGUACUGAAGGAACAAAUAAAAGAAUUAGUUGAAAGAAACUCUUUACUUGAACGGGAAAAUGCACUGUUAAAAUCUCUUUCAAACAAUGAUCAGUUAUCACAACUUUCAACCCAACAGGCCAAUCCAAGUAGCACUUCUCAACAGCAAACAGUGAUAGCACAGCCUCCACAGCCAGCGCAACCUCCACAGCAGCCGAAUGUCUCCUCAGCAUAAAGCUUUCUUGCCUCAUUAAGAACUGAAAGCAAUCUGUCCUUGUGUGCCACUGGUCUUCUUUCCACUUUAUAUGAAAGCAGGUAGCCAUGCUUCAGUUGUGUGUUUUGGCCUUUUCAGUAUUAGACAAUCAUUCUGCAAGCGCUUUCCCUCACUGAGAUGUCAUACAACACAGUUGGUGUCCAAUUAUGCCAUCAGUGCACAAGGGAAAAUGUAGAAGGAGUUAUAAUGCAAAAAUCUGCAUUUGUUUGAUGCACAUGAGUGGAGGUCUUUAAGAGCUUUAGUAAGGCUCUUCAAGGUUUCCAUUACUCAUGGAUUACUUCGAGCCUUGCAUUU
Molecule: messenger RNA, 3557 nt
Organism: Pseudonaja textilis
Lineage: Eukaryota; Metazoa; Chordata; Lepidosauria; Squamata; Elapidae
Gene: TSC22D2
Product: TSC22 domain family member 2
Biological process (GO): regulation of transcription by RNA polymerase II
Source: RefSeq, a predicted model, not a curated record